Molecule: messenger RNA, 4798 nt
Organism: Megalobrama amblycephala (Wuchang bream)
Lineage: Eukaryota; Metazoa; Chordata; Actinopteri; Cypriniformes; Xenocyprididae
Gene: hpcal4
Product: hippocalcin like 4
Exons: 4
Coding region: 167-742 (191 amino acids)
Molecular function (GO): calcium ion binding
Source: RefSeq, a predicted model, not a curated record
GGAAACGAAACCGCUCCAUUCAUCCUCCUCAUAGGGAAGAAACAAAUAGGUGGCGUUUCUCUGUUGAAGUACAGUUUACUCCUCCAACCGCGAGAGUACAAGUCACUUUGAGCGAUAAAUAAAAGACCGGAUACUUCUCUGACGAUAUUUGGAGAGGUGUAAAAAGAUGGGGAAACACAACAGCAAGCUUGCUCCUGAGGUGCUAGAUGACUUGACCAAGAGUACAGAGUUCAAUGAAGCUGAGCUGAAGCAGUGGUAUAAGGGAUUUCUGAAGGACUGUCCAACUGGCAUCCUCAAUCUGGAAGAGUUCCAGCAACUCUAUGUCAAGUUCUUCCCUUACGGCGAUGCUUCAAAAUUCGCUCAGCAUGCCUUUCGGACAUUUGACAAAAAUGGUGAUGGUACCAUUGACUUCAGGGAGUUCAUCUGCGCACUGUCCAUCACUUCCAGGGGAAGUUUUGAGCAGAAACUCAACUGGGCCUUCAACAUGUACGACCUGGACGGAGAUGGCAAGAUCACACGCAUGGAGAUGCUGGAGAUCAUUGAGGCAAUCUACAAGAUGGUUGGAACGGUGAUCAUGAUGCGUAUGAACGAGGACGGGCUCACCCCACAGCAGCGCGUGGACAAAAUCUUCAGCAAGAUGGACAAAGACCACAACGAUGAGAUCACGCUGGAAGAGUUCAAAGAGGCGGCCAAGAGCGACCCCUCCAUUGUUCUUUUACUGCAAUGUGACAUGCAGAAGUAAGGAAGGAGAGGAGGAAGAUGAGUGAAGGGGGCUGGGGGUGUAGGGAGGGGAGGAGAACCAUGUACAGACUUCUUGAGAGAUGUAGGUAAUAGAUGAUAAAUAGAGAGAAAGUGUAAAUACAGUUGAACAGAAGUUAGACUGCAUGGUAAUCUUGGAAGUGAUUAAGGCCAUUUGGAAUGAUUAGUGAAAGUAAUGCAAGAAAGAAUAUUUUCAAUCCUGUAUCACUUGUUACACAUUCUGUCUGCUUUCCAGCCCUUAGAGAGAGUCCGAAAGAUUGAAUCAUUAAUACAAUACAUUUCUUUCCUCGGAAAAGUCAUUUUUGAGCCAAAAGACAGGCAUAUAUUUCUUUCAGGAAUUUAAACAAUUUCAUUUAAUAAUUAUAAAUAAAUAAUAAUAAUAAAUAAUGUAAUAAUAAUUUAAUUUUGAUUCAUUUUAAUGCAUUUGAAUCCAAGAUAAAGAUACAAAAGUCAAAGGAUGAAAAUAUACAUUAGGGAUGCACGAUAUGUAGGUACUAUACUGGCUAUGUUCUGAAAUUAGAUUUUUAUUUAUUUAUUGGUUAAUAUUGUAUGUAUAAUCGCCUAGUAUUUGGAUAUUUAAUUGUGUAUGCUCUUUUAUGUAGUUUUUACAUUUAGAUUAUCUUUGCUGUCAUCCAACACUCACUUAAAGUUAAAAACACUAAUCAUUUAAUAAAUGCAAUCUUUAGCAAAUCUCAAAAUGAUAAUCCAUUAUACAUUAUAAUGUGAUGCCCAAAUUCACCUGUAGCAUUUAAAACAUUUCAUUUUAGUGUUUCAUUUUUAAUUUAUUUAGACAAAAUGGAAUUUAUAUGCUGUUAAUCUAUCUACAGACGAUGUGUCGAGAAAACAAAAGUGAACACAAAAAAGAAAAAUAAUGCAUGGCUUUCUAGGGCUUCCGUAUUUCCGUAUUUUCUCCAUAACAAUAAUUAUUUGCUUACUGGCAUCAGCCAAACAUUUAUACCGUGCAUCCCUGUUAAAUAUUAUAUAAUCUUUGGAAUUUAUUUAUUUUUUCUAUAUUGAAAAUGUCAGAGCAGCAACACGCCUGAUUGCAGGUUGUGCCUGAGGAAAAGCAUUAGAGAGGGGAAAUGUAGAAAGCACAGAGUUCUGGGCAGGACUGAAUCCUUUGACAUUUGCGGGUGCCUUCAUAUACAGCGCUCUACCCCACUUGAGUAAUACUGUUUGAACACAUUGCCAUAAUCUGACGAUACCAUCACGAAGCAUAGCCAUCUUCUAAUCGUGUUAUUGGCAGAGAUAAAACUAAAAAGCCACGGCUGAGUAAAAGGGUGAUAUGUCAGAAAAUGAGGAGUAGCGUUUAUUAGAUAGAGAACUGACAAUAUAUGUACAUGAAGACAUUUUGUACAUAAUGCCUAUACACAUGCUUAAUAUGUACAUGUAAAUGUUUCUCUACCUUAGAACUGCUUUCAUAAUCUGACACAGCUGCAAUGAUUUGUGUGCUAACACAAAAACUUUACUGUACUUAUGUAUGUGGGUCUGUCUGAAGAGGGAAGCUAACGUGUGCAGUUUCUUCUUUGCAAUCAGGUGUGAAAGCCGCAGUGUGAGAGUGUGAGUUCACGUAAGAGAACACAAAUGCCUCAACCUUUGUAUUAAUUCUUUCUUAUGAUCUUCACGCCAGUGCUAGGAGUAUUACGCCGUCGUGUUUGUCGUCACCUGGUAUGGCUGGUGAGCUGUUUUUGUCAUGAGAGCUUUAGUUUAGUUCAGUCUUCAUUGGUUCAUCUCCUAUUUCACAAGCUUAGCAAGUGUCAGCCAAAAGGAUUUUAAUUGUAUGAAUAUUGUCAAUGUUGAAUUACCUUUCUUUACUCUUGUAAUAUAAGUGGACACAAAUGUAAACCAGACGCAGAAUGUGUAGUACUUGUCAAUGUUACUAUGGCGCUAUACUUAAUAACAUGAGAAUACUGUUGCACUACAUAGUGAGUAGAGGCAAUACAGCUUUAGUUUUAGACUGCCUCCCUGUGGUGAAAGAUGUUAAUCAACUUCAGCAGAACACCCUAGCAUACUACUCUCUUACUAUUUCUGCCAUAUAAAGAUAUGGUAAAUGUCGUAAGGGUGGUAUGCUAAUAUAUGGUUCCGAGUUCAGCAUAUGAUUUCACUCAGAACCAGGGCCGUCAGGGGGGCGAGAGGGGUCCAACUAAGUUCCCCAUGUGAUAUAGGUCCAAGGGAAAGGAUACCCAUCCAUAAAAUCUGUGAAUCUUAGCAAGAAUCCCUCUCAAAACCACAAUAUACUUCUAGAUCACAUUGAGGAUGUCUUACUGGAACAUUGUGCCACACAAUAGCAAUGAUUAUUCAUGUUUAGAUAAUCAAUGAGUGACUUAUUUUUCAAUAGUGAAAGUAGUUUAGCAAUACUCAAAAUGGUUAAUUUUGCAGCAUAUCUUGUGAUGUUACAUUUUCAGUAACAGCAGUUUAAGCAAUUUCUUUACUCACAUAUUGUCACAACCGCUUUUACACAACUCACAAUCUUGUGAAAUCUGUGUGGGAUGUAUUUCCUGUCAUAUUCACACACCUUUGUCACUGUUUUACAUCUCUGCUCAUGAGCAGCAAGGGUAAUCUCUUUCUUAUUAUGUCACAAAGUAGGUUUCUUGUGCUAAAUGUGCUACCCCUUGUGAAAAAGAAGUGUCAAAUUAAAAGUUUUACUUUAAAGUACAUUUUAAAUCACCACGUUUUAAUCUUUUGUUGUGCUUUAAAGAAGUACACUGAUUUGGAUGUGUUAAGGGAUGUAUAAUUUAAAGGAAUAAUUCACCCAAAAAUGAAAAGUCAUCAUUUACUCACCCUCAAGUUGUUCCAAACCUGUAUGAAUUUCUUUCUUCUGCUAUAUAUUCUGCUAAGACUUGUUUUGAAGAAUGUCGGUAACCAAACAUUCGAUGGGCACCAUUGAUGCUAUACUAUGGAAGUCAAUGGGGCACAUCACUUGUUUGGUUACCCAUAUUCUUCAAAAUAUCUUCUUUUGUGUUCAGCAGCAGAAAGAAAUUCAUACAGGUUUGGAACAACUUGAGGGUGAGUAAAUGAUGACAGAAUUGCAAUUUGCUCAUUUGCAAUUUGUGUAAUUACAAAUAUAUUUAAAUACAUGACACGUGUUUCAACAGAAAUUACAUGAAGUGUAUUUUAGUGAAUAAAUGCUUUGGGCGGUACACUUUAAACAUAUUUCAAAAACAAAAGAAGAAAUUAUGAAAUUACAUAUAAAGAUGUACUUACUGCAAGUCCUACUUAAGUGGGCCAAAAAGCACUCUAGUUCAGAUAAAUGCAUUUCAUAUCUGUUUAAACUAAUACAUUUUCAUUUAAUUGCAAUUAACAUGCAAUUAAGUGUCCAAAUACAUUAUAUUUGCUUUGCAUUUAAGUAUAUUUUUUAAAGUAUUGUUUCUGUAAUAAGUAAUAAAGUAUUCUAAAGUGUACUUCUUUUUCAUAAGGGACAGUCAUAUUCUUUUCCAGAUAUUGAAUUUUAUCUACUACCACAGUUCAGAUCUGUACCAGCGCAACUCAAUGUAUGGUCUGAAAUCUUGACCAUCUGACCAUCUAAUGAUCACUGUGAUUAGAUUACAUAAACACAGUUAUGGUCAUGGGUAAUGAUUAUGGGAAGUGCAAAAUGGGCCUGGUGGAUGCUGUGCAAUGUGCUGAUUCACCACUAAACUGACUCUAUACAUGCCACUGCUAAAGUCCACUGAGAGAUUUUCUGUGCCAAAGACUUUAUAAAACAUAAAAUUGGAGAUGUAUAAUUAAAUUUUAUUAACCCAAUUAACUGAAUAUGUAUUUGAUUGCUUUUACAUUUAUAAUACAGCGUGAAAAAUGUAAUGUGGGUUGGUCACAUGUAAAACCAUCCAGUGCAGAUUCUGAUUAUGUCCCCAAAAAAUUACUGAAAAGGGAUUAAUUGUGUCCAGUCGUGCAAUACAAUGCGCUUUCUGUACUGUAUGUGUUGCUGUGCAUUUCAAAUGUCUGGUUUCUGUUCACUUUUUCAAUAUCGUUAAGCUCCUUGAACAAAGACGUGUAAUUAUUUUUGUUACAUAGAGAAUUAAAUAUGUGGAUGUCUACUGAA